AUGCCUAGCAGCCAGAGCCGGAGCCGGGCCAGGGACCGCAGCGAUGUCCUGAACCGGCCCGAGUUCCUGUCCCUGAACCAGCCGAGGGGGGGCAACGGGCCGAGGAGACCCGUCAGACAGCCGAGUCAGCAGGAGGACCGAGGGUCUCGGGACUCCUCUGAGGGUGCAGCAGGAGGUGAUGGGGGUGUGAAGGAGUACCCGGAGCAGGACUGCAUGCAGCUGAACCCGUCUCUGCGCGGCAUCGCUCGGAGCGCGCUGCUCGCGAUCGACAUCAGCCUCUCGAAGCGGCUCGGCGUGUGCGCGGGUCCGCGAGCCUCCGGAGCCACGCUGCGCUCCAUGGUCUCUCUGCUCGCGCUCAGCGGACACGCGCUGCCCUGGAUCUGUGGCACGCUCAUCUGUCUCUGGAGGAGCAACACCAUGGCGGGACAGGAAGUACUGGUCAACCUGCUGCUGG
Messenger RNA from Scomber japonicus (chub mackerel), 454 nucleotides. RefSeq names its product inactive phospholipid phosphatase 7-like. NCBI's taxonomy places the organism in Eukaryota, Metazoa, Chordata, Actinopteri, Scombriformes, Scombridae. The record is from RefSeq and is a predicted model, not a curated record. The transcript is spliced from 2 exons. The annotation marks the transcript as partial.